AUGGAAAAGCGAGCAGGGCAUGAAAGGCUCAAACAAAGCCAACAGAAACUGAAACAAGACCGAAAACCGCCAGCCGAGCUAAUGAAAAACGAAAAUCUGGCGUGGCCGAAGAAGCGUGUGCCGGAGCAUGGGUUUUUCGCCGGAGAUGGCGAAGGUGGCCUGACUGGCGGCAAUUGCGUGGGGGCUUUGGUGGCGGCUACCGGAGAAUGGGGUGGCGACAUGCGUGUUGGAACUUUUCCGGCCACCGGAGAUGGGGAUGCGGAAAGGGACGGGGGGAUGCGGAAAGGGACGGUGGCUCGACUGGCGGUGUGGGUCCCGCCGCCGGAUAAGGGACGGCGAAAUGUGGUGGUUCAACUGGAGAUGAUGGAGAACUAUUAUUGCGACGGUUAUGAUAAUGUUGGGAAAUGA
Striga asiatica is the source of this 408-nucleotide messenger RNA. NCBI's taxonomy places the organism in Eukaryota, Viridiplantae, Streptophyta, Magnoliopsida, Lamiales, Orobanchaceae. The record is from the annotation of a GenBank genome assembly.